Molecule: messenger RNA, 2265 nt
Organism: Alternaria atra
Lineage: Eukaryota; Fungi; Ascomycota; Dothideomycetes; Pleosporales; Pleosporaceae
Exons: 3
Coding region: 1-2265 (754 amino acids)
Biological process (GO): protein processing
Cellular component (GO): plasma membrane
Molecular function (GO): metalloendopeptidase activity
Source: RefSeq, a predicted model, not a curated record
AUGGCGGAGAAGGCACCGCUGUUAUCCGCAUCCGACGCGUCCGCCACCGUGCAGCCAGGCCACGUGCAACGCUAUUCCAAACGUCAAGCGAUUGGAAGGGUGUUCGCUAUCGCUGCGACAGCUUCGAUCAUACUCUAUGGACUUCCGCAGGUGGAUUAUGAGCCCACCGGCGACUACCCUGAGGAGAGCGAGCUAUGUUUGACUCCAGCCUGUGUGCAUGCCGCCUCAGAGGUUCUUUACAAUCUCUCGCCUCAGUAUAAAGAGCUUGACCCGUGCGACAACUUUGAGGAGCUUGUUUGCGGAGGAUGGAGAGAGCGUCAUGACCUGAGAGCUGACCAGGGUGAUGCCUUCACCGGGACAAUCAUGUCUGAGAACUCGCAGAUGUUGCUUCGUCAUAUUCUUGAGGCACCAUACCCGAAGGAUUCUGAGCAUUCGUAUUUCUCACCUAUGCAGCUGAUGUCGGUCGCCAAAUCUGCGGAUGAAGUGAACUUUGACAAGAUGAAGGCUGCGUACGAUGCCUGUCUUAACGAAGGCCAAAUUAAGAGCAUCGGCGCUGAACCUCUCAAGCAUGUCCUUGAAGAGAUCAAGAAGGUGUAUCCUGCCUUGACUUCAGACUCUCACUCAAUCAAGGACGCCAUUGUCCUUCUCGCAAAGUAUGGUGUCACUGGCCUCGUCUCAGCUGGCACUGGUGCCGACGAUACCGACCCAGACACUGUUGUUGUGUCGAUCAGCGCGCCGUGGAGCUUCGGCCUACCUUCCAAGGAGCGCUACGAAGACGACAAGCUUGUCGAGAAGUACCGUGGUGUGGCUGUUGAAGUAUUGAGCGCUCUCUACCCGGACCAAGACAAGGCUGUGUUUGAAGGUAUCAUCGACCUCGAGAAGAAGCUUGCGGCUGCGUCUCCCAGCGAAGAAGGCCGUGAAGACGUCACAAAGUACUACAAUCCGAUGUCGAUUGACGAAGCGGCUGCGAUCGCCCCCGAGAUUGAGCUGAAAGCGCUUCUCGCAGAGCAGGCGCCACACGGUAGCGAUAUCGAACGUGUCAUUGUUAUGACUCCGCAUUAUCUGAAGGACCUAUCAGUAAUCCUCGCAGCUACGCCUAAAGAUGUUCUCCAGAGCUACUUCGUCUGGAAAGCCGUCCAGUCCUUCUCUGCUUAUGUUGACGCGGAUGCUGUCAAGCCCUAUCGUCGCUUUGUUAAUGUGCUCUCAGGCAAGGACCCUGACUCCGCCCCUGAACGCUGGCGUACAUGCGUUAGUCACGUAGAUAGUGGCCUAGGGUGGAUCUUGAGUCGUUUCUUCGUAGAGAAGGCCUUUUCGGCUGACGCAAAGAAGUUCGGCGACACCAUCAUCACGGACAUCAAGACCGAGUUUGCCAAGAAACUGAACGCUGCAGAAUGGAUGGACAAGGAUACUACGAAGAAGGCUGUCGAGAAAGUGCACAACAUCGUCCAGAAGAUUGGAUAUCCUACCAAGAGCCCGGAUAUUAUGGACCCGCCUACGCUAGAGGAUUACUAUGAGACUGUCAACGUGUCAUCCGACGCAUUCUUCGCCAACGCGCUUGCUAUGCGCCGCUUCGCUGUCAAGGAAGAGUGGUCUGCACUUGGAAAGCCUGUUGAUCGCGACCAGUGGGACAUGACUGUCCCAACAGUAAACGCAUACUACAACCCUCCCGGUAACGAGAUCGUGUUCCCCGCUGGCAUUAUGCAGUUCCCAGUUUUCGAUGUCAACGUACCAGCUUACAUGUCGUACGGUGCUUUCGGUGCCGUUGCCGGCCACGAGCUCAGUCACGCUUUCGAUAGCACCGGACGCCAUUAUGAUCAGAACGGCAACUACACUGACUGGUGGUCAAAUGCAACGGUGGACGCUUUCAAGCAGAAGGUUGAGUGCUUUGUCGACCAGUACUCCAACUUCACCGUUCCCGGAUCUGAUGAUAAGCCUCUGCACGUCAACGGUCGUCUCACUCUUGGUGAGAACAUCGCUGAUGCGGGAGGUCUCUCGGCGUCGUUCCAGGCUUGGAAGCGUCGCUCAGCUGAGACACCCAACCAGAACCUUCCUGGCCUGGACCACUUCUCUCAAGAGCAAAUGUUCUUCGUCAGCUACAGCAACUGGUGGUGUGGCAAGACCCGUAAGGAUACCGCCAUCAACCGCAUAUACACCGAUCCGCAUGCACCUAAGUGGGCGCGUAUCCUGGGUACCAUGGCAAACUCCAGGGAAUUCAGGGAGAGUUUCCAGUGCAAGGUCAAGGAGCCCACAUGCCAGCUUUGGUAG